AUGCUGGGAAAACAUAUUAGCCCACACACUGUUCCCGGUCGUCCGGCCCCAUGGCUCUCUCCUGCUAUUUUCUACCUGGGCCUCACGUUCUCGGGCUGGGUGGGCCUGCUGCAGGGACACCCCCAGUGCUUGGAUUAUGGGCCACCCUUCCGUCCUCCUCUCCACCUGGAGUUUUGCUCGGACUAUAACUCCUUCGGCUGCUGUGAUCAACGGAAGGACCACCGUAUCGCUGCCCGGUACUGGGACAUCAUGAACUACUUUGACCUGAGGGGCCACGAGUUGUGUGGAGGUUACAUUAAAGACAUCCUUUGCCAGGAGUGCUCUCCUUAUGCGGCCCACCUCUACGAUGCCGAGAACCCUCAGACGCCCCUUCGGAACCUUCCUGGCCUCUGCUCUGACUACUGCUCCGCCUUCCAUCACAACUGUCAUUCUGCCAUUUCCCUGUUAACCAAUGACCGCAGCCUCCAGGAGUCCCAUGGAAAGGAUGGCGCCCGCUUCUGCCACCUCCUCCACCUUCCCGACGAGGACUACUGCUUCCCCAAUGUGCUGAGGAACAGUCAACUCAACCGCAACCUGGGAAUGGUAGCUGAGGACCACCAGGGCUGCCUGCAGCUCUGCCUGGCCGAGGUGGCCAAUGGGCUGAGGAACCCUGUGGCCAUGGUCCAUGCUGGGGACGGCACCCAUCGCUUCUUUGUUGCUGAGCAGGUAGGCGUGGUGUGGGUCUACCUCCCUGAUGGCAGUCGCCUGGAGCAGCCCUUCCUGGACCUCAAGAGCAUGGUGUUGACCACACCGUGGAUUGGGGAUGAGAGAGGAUUCUUGGGGCUGGCUUUUCACCCCAAAUUCCGCCGCAACCGCAAGUUGUACGUUUAUUACUCAUGCCUGGGCAAGAGGAAGGUGGAGAAAAUCCGGAUAAGUGAGAUGAAGGUUUCUCUGUCUGACCCUAACAAAGUGGACCCCAAAUCAGAGAGGGUCAUCUUGGAGAUAGAUGAACCAGCCUCAAACCACAAUGGUGGACAGCUUCUUUUUGGCCUGGAUGGCUAUCUGUACAUAUUCACUGGGGAUGGAGGGCAGGCUGGGGAUCCCUUUGGCAAGUUUGGAAACGCUCAGAACAAAAGCUCUCUGCUAGGGAAAGUGUUGAGGAUUGAUGUGAAUGGGGCAGGCAAGGAUGGCCGGCCGUAUCGAGUGCCCCUGGACAAUCCCUUUGUUUCUGAGCCAGGGGCCCACCCUGCCGUCUAUGCCUAUGGGAUCAGAAACAUGUGGCGCUGUGCUGUGGACCGAGGGGACCCCAUCACCCGCCAGGGCCGGGGUCGGAUAUUCUGUGGGGACGUGGGCCAGAACAAGUUUGAAGAAGUUGACCUCAUUGUCAAAGGCGGGAACUACGGCUGGAGGGCAAGGGAAGGAUUCGAGUGUUAUGAUAAGAGGCUUUGCCACAACGCUUCCUUGGAUGACAUUUUGCCCAUCUAUGCUUAUGGCCAUGAAGUGGGCAAGUCGGUCACAGGAGGGUAUGUCUACCGUGGGUGUGAAUCUCCCAAUCUUAACGGCCUCUACAUCUUUGGGGACUUCAUGAGUGGUCGACUUAUGGCUUUGCAGGAAGAUAGGAAAACUAAGAAAUGGAGAAAGCAAGACAUCUGCCUGGGCAACUCGUCCUGUGCCUUCCCGGGGCUGAUCAGCACCCACAGCCAGUUCAUCAUCUCCUUUGCGGAAGACGAAGCGGGGGAGCUGUAUUUCCUGGCCACUUCCUACCCAAGCGCCUAUGCACCACACGGAUCUAUUUACAAAUUUGUCGACCCCUCGAGGCGAGCCCCACCAGGCAAGUGCAAAUACAAGCCAGUGCCCGUGAAAACCAAGACUAAGAAGAUCCAGUUCCGGCCGCUCGCCACCACGGUUUUGGACUUGCUGAAGGAGGAGUCACAGAAAGCGGUUCGAAGAUCAUCAUCCAAUGCAACCGUAGCUUCUGACUCAGACCGGGCUGCAUCUCAGAAGGGCUCCCGCAGGAAGCCAACUUCUCCCACAAACAGAAAAAAGACACCAAGAGGGCCUGGUACCACGAAGAGAGGCAGAGUAUGGUCCCCAGGUCCUCAGGGCAAGAGGGGGCAGAAUCUCAACACCAGCAGGACUGGGAUAAGGCAGGUGGCACAGCCCAAGUCUCCAGGCAGAAACUGACAGUGACCUCUUAGGCAAGUUGCCUGAUGAGACCAGAGAUAGGAGAAGGGCUCACAAAGUGAAAUUUGCUGCUGGCUGCUG
Molecule: messenger RNA, 2244 nt
Organism: Chionomys nivalis (European snow vole)
Lineage: Eukaryota; Metazoa; Chordata; Mammalia; Rodentia; Cricetidae
Gene: Hhipl2
Product: HHIP like 2
Exons: 9
Coding region: 1-2163 (720 amino acids)
Source: RefSeq, a predicted model, not a curated record